AUGGUGCACAUUGACACCAACCACAAGCUCAUCAGGUACAACUUUGUUAUCUUUGGGGGAAUAGAUGGCUAUUCAAGGAAGAUUAUGUACUUGAAGAUAGCAGACAACAACCGGGCUGACACCCACUUGUGUUUCUUCAAUGAAGCUGUGAACGAGCACGGGUUUCCUCUGAGAGUGAGAGGAGAUCAUGGUGGAGAAAAUGUGGGAGUAGCACAAUUAAUGUUCUCAGUUCGUGGAACUGACAGUAACAGCUUCAUUGCAGGGAAAAGCGUACACAAUCAACGAAUUGAACGCCUCUGGCGUGAUGUGUUCAUGAGUGUUACGGGUGUCUUUUACAACACCCUGCACUCUCUUGAGGAACAACACCUGCUUGACAUCAGUAACGUCCUGCACAUCUUCUGCUGCCACUACGUUUUCUUGCCACGCAUCCAAGCCAACCUGGAUGUGUUCAGUGAGGCCUGGGCCAACCAUCCCAUCAGGACAGAGCAAAAUCUGACACCCAAUCAGUUGUGGCAGGUGGGCCAGCACCUGAAUCCUGUUGCAGAUCCUGAGCCUGAGGGUUCACUCAUACCAGAGAUUCAAUGGGAAGAGAGUGGAUACACAAAUGAGCAUCAUACCGGGGUCAAUGUCCCUACGCUGAACUUCCCUCUCUCAGACCUUGAAAUGAUGCAACUGCAAGACAACAUUGAUCCAUUGGAAGAAUCUGAAUGUUUCGGAGUGGACAUAUAUCUCAAUACUGUCCAAUACAUUGAGAAUUUAAUUGAGCACCGAUAGUUGUUACAUUUAACAACUAUAGUAUGAUUUGUGUCAUGAUUUCAGUUAUUUGGCAAUGAUGGAAAGUUAAUCAUUUUAUAUUUACAUAGCUUAUGCUUGAUUAAGUUAAUCUCAAUUGCAUGAUUAGACAUUUUUCUUUUGACUUAUAAAUUAAUGGAAGUGUUUUUAGAGAUGCAUUUUCAGUCAGGAUCAAAAACCGUUUCAGAGCAACAGAAUUACAUUCAUUUUACACUCUGUACAAAAUAAAAACAUUGUAAAAUAAC
Molecule: messenger RNA, 1037 nt
Organism: Gymnodraco acuticeps
Lineage: Eukaryota; Metazoa; Chordata; Actinopteri; Perciformes; Bathydraconidae
Exons: 6
Coding region: 1-774 (257 amino acids)
Molecular function (GO): nucleic acid binding
Source: RefSeq, a predicted model, not a curated record